ACUACACCCCCCAUCGGCCAAACAGCCCGUAUUAGGUCGACGUGUAUGUUCGCUCAGUCGGCGCAGAUACUGAAUGAACAUCUCUUAUACAAAUAUCCAUAACAUAUUAGGUUGGAAACAUGGCCGGGGAAAUGUCCAUAAUAGGUUCUGUCAUCCUGGCUUUGUUCCUGGCAGGAUAUCUGGGACAGCAGUACCUGCCCCCUCCGAAGCCCAGGGUCAUUGGGUUGGAUCUUGGGACCACUUUCUGCUCUGUGGGAGUGUUUCAGCCAGGCACAGGCGAGAUUGAGGUUAUUGAAGAUGACAAAGGUCGCAAAAGCAUUCCGAGUGUGGUGUCAUUCACCCCCACUGGUGUGUUUUCUGGACAUGAGGGCCAGGAAUUGUCUGACAUAAAUCAUCAAAACACAAUUUAUGAUGCCAAGAGAUUUAUAGGGAAGAUUUUCGAUGAAGACACUUUAGAGAAAGAGAGCGGACGAUACCCGUUUAAGGUGAUAUUCAACAACGGGAGUGCAGAAUUUUUAGUCUCUACAAAUAGCACCUUCACAGUUACUCCUGAAUUCAUCGGAUCCCGUCUCCUGCUGAAAAUGAAAAAGAUGGCAGAGAAGCAACUAGGAGUAUCUAUCGAUAAAGCCGUUAUAUCAGUGCCAGCAGAGUUUGAUGAGAGGCAAAGAAACUACACCAUAAGAGCUGCUAACCUAGCUGGGCUGGACAUCCUGCGGGUGAUAAACGAGCCCACGGCAGCGGCGAUGGCUUAUGGACUGCAUAAAGCAGAAGUGUUUAAUGUGCUGGUGGUGGAUCUGGGAGGAGGAACACUAGAUGUGUCACUUCUUAAUAAGCAGGGUGGCAUGUUCCUUACCAGAGCAAUGGCAGGUAAUAACAAGCUUGGAGGGCAGGACUUCACCCAGCGUUUGCUGCAGUACACCAUCGAGCGAGUGCGGCAGCAGUACGGCAUGCCUCCUACUCUUAAAGAAGACAUACACCUCCUCCGACAGGCCGUGGAGUCCGCCAAGCUCAACCUCACCCAGGAGCCUCACGUUCACCUCCGUGUUCCUCUUCACCUGCAGACGACGGGAGCAAACGGAGCGCAGGAGGAAAAAGUCCUGUUUCAGGAGAAGCUGACACGGGAACUCUUUGAGGAGCUGAAUGCGGAUCUCUUCCAGAAGAUUCUGGCACCCAUUGAGACUGUCCUCAUAGAGGGCCAUCUAGAAAAAGAGGAAGUGGAUGAGAUUGUCCUGGUGGGAGGGUCUACGAGGAUUCCCCGCAUUAGACAGCUCAUUAGUCAGUACUUUGGAAAGGAACCAAACACAUCAGUGGACCCUGACCUGGCCGUGGUGACCGGGGUAGCCAUUCAAGCAGGCAUCAUGGGCGGCUCUUGGCCUCUCCAGGUCAGCGCAAUUGAGAUUCCCAACAGGCACCUUCGUAAGACCAACUUCAGCUGAUUGGUUGAGAGACUUGCUGCUACUUGGGCAUUUGUCACGUGACUGCUAUGUGCCAACAAACCAAAAACCGGUUAAACGAUGUGUGUGUUAUAUGUUUUUGCUUCCUUAAACGCAUUAGCUUUGCAAAGAAUUCCUGAUUGGGCCAAACACAAUGGUUACUGGAGCAUUUGUACUUAACGUCUGGACUUGUUGGCCCAAAUUACAAUUUAUACAUUUAGCAUCAAGAGAAUGUUUUUCCUCUGUUAUCUUGAGCAAAUGUCUGCUUGGGACCGUAUCGGUUAGUUUAUUGCCAUCUGUGUGCCUAACUGGUACUAACUGUGCAAUAAGUCUUUGACAACUGGUUUUGGCAGGUUUAAUGAUGUUGUAUUCAGGGAAGCAGCUGUUUGUAUAUAACUGAAUAAUCAUUCCAGUCUCAGCUAUUUAUUUAUUUAUUUUGCCAAGGCUAGUUGUGAUUUCAGCUAGCUGUUUCCGGAGUUUUGCUUGUGCCUUUUUAAUCAUUGCCACAGUUAAACGUGUACCGUAGGCGUUUUUUUUUCUCUCGAAUAGAGUUCAGUAUUAGUAAACCAUAAUACAACCUGCCAACUGUUAAAUAUAAAUAAUUUAAAAUGUACCAGCAUGACCAAUGUGGUAUUUAGUUCAUUAACUCUUCAAACUGAAGCUUUAAUAAGAAUGUGAAUUAAAAGAUCUAUAAAUGUUUACUUAUAUGUUUAGGUUCACAUUUUUCUGCAUAUUAAAAAAGUGAAGUAUAAUUACCCACGUGGACGUGGCUUUUUGUGUUGACCUGUCUUGUUUAUAUAAUGCUGAAAGCGUAAUAUUAGAGGUGAAAAUAGUUUUUGCAAAGUGUGAAUAUAGUUUAAUGCACUUUACAUAUAGAGUUCAGAACAUUGCACAAGGUCAAAAGGGAAAACAAUUAUACAUUUAUCAGUGUGAAUGCAUAUUCAAAACGUUACUGUACUUGUAAAAAACAUUGAAUUCUAUUUUUGUACAGUCCUGUACCAUUUCAUUUGUAGCAUUAUGCACAGAACCUGGUUUGUGUGUGUGAUUACAGUCCUUUAACUUUUGCUACUGUGUAAAGAAAAACAAACCUUGUUAAAACUGCAGUUUUUUUAUUGAUCGACCUCUGAAACACAUCAAUACAAAAUAAAAACAUCAAACAGCACAA
Molecule: messenger RNA, 2598 nt
Organism: Onychostoma macrolepis
Lineage: Eukaryota; Metazoa; Chordata; Actinopteri; Cypriniformes; Cyprinidae
Gene: hspa13
Product: heat shock protein 70 family, member 13
Exons: 5
Coding region: 120-1436 (438 amino acids)
Biological process (GO): vesicle-mediated transport; protein refolding; cellular response to unfolded protein
Cellular component (GO): nucleus; cytoplasm; plasma membrane
Molecular function (GO): misfolded protein binding; ATP hydrolysis activity; ATP-dependent protein folding chaperone
Source: RefSeq, a predicted model, not a curated record